Medicago truncatula (barrel medic) is the source of this 1160-nucleotide messenger RNA. RefSeq names its product succinate dehydrogenase assembly factor 2, mitochondrial. The coding region runs from base 151 to 681 and encodes 176 amino acids. The record is from RefSeq and is a predicted model, not a curated record. Gene Ontology annotation, cellular component: mitochondrion. Lineage: Eukaryota; Viridiplantae; Streptophyta; Magnoliopsida; Fabales; Fabaceae. Gene Ontology annotation, biological process: mitochondrial electron transport, succinate to ubiquinone; mitochondrial respiratory chain complex II assembly; protein-FAD linkage. The transcript is spliced from 4 exons.
AGGACACAUAACUCAUCUAUAUUUUUCCCCAAGGAGAAUUGCUCCGUAAACAACAAGCAUCACCAUUUCUUGAACAUAUUCGUAGAGAACCACUCCCACCCCCUACCCAUAUAGCACACAGAAAAAAAAUAAAAUUAGUCAAAUUUUCUAAUGGCGACUAUAAGAAAAGCUGUUAUCAAUGUCCACAGACUCAUCAACUCUAACAAAAGCAUCAUCACUUCUUCCACAAAACCCUUUCUCCAUUUCAGGCCUCCUUUUGCCCCUUUCACGUCCCAAUCUCAAUCACCCGUAGUUAUUAAUUUAUCUAACGAAGAAUCCAAAAGGCGCUUAUUUAACAGGUUAUUAUAUAGAAGCAAACAACGCGGGUUUCUGGAACUGGACUUGGUUCUUGGCAAAUGGGUAGAGGAUAAUAUCCAUAAAUUGGAUGAAAAUCGGAUUAAAGCUCUCAUUCAUGUCCUCGACUUGGAAAAUCCAGAUUUAUGGAAGUGGAUAUCAGGACAGGAGCAACCCCCAGAAUCAGUUGAUGUAAACCCAGUCUUUGCUGCAUUGCGGGGAAAAGUUAUGAAAAACCUUGACAGCCAUUCUGCUCCUGAAACUAGAGCAACACUUGGCCAGCCAUGGGUAAGAGGUUGGGAUGAUAUUAAGAAAGGCCGGGAUGCUCCUGCAUCUGGAAAUCAAUAGCUUGAGAUUGAGUAUUUUUUCGUCUACCUAUGGCAAAGAAUAGAAUCGGGUUCACCUUUUUUGUCACUAUAAGUCACUAAAAUAAUAGUAUCAAUAAAUGUUUCUUUAAGGUUUGUAUUAGCUAGUACUAGAUAUAAGUGAAAGGGGUAUAAACUUUGAAGAUUCUGACUUGAAUCUUAACUAUUAUCUGUAAUCUAUCUUUUGAUUAUUGGCAUAUUGUUUGGGGAUUGGUCAUCAAUGAAAAUCAAAGGGGGAGGGACGAUCCUUUGUUCAUUGCAGAAUGUAAAGAAACUAACGAUAAAAGAAAGAAAGAAAUAGUCUGAAUGCUCUUCUCCCUGCCAGGGUUUACACUCAAUGGAGUAACAGUCUAGAGCCAUCUCUGCGUUGAUAUCUGGAUUUAUUACAAACUAAAUGUGUUCACUUUCACAAUACAUGUGACUUUUGGACAAUGUAUCAUUGUAUGCGUUUCUUUUUUUAAA